CAAAUAUUUAAAGACUGGGCCUUGGACCCAAAACACUGCUCUCUCCGCUCGUGCCUGCUGCCAUGUGGCUGCUGCUUCUCCUCCUGCUGUGGCUGAGCCCUGGGGUGAAGACAGGCAGCUGCUCCCAACCCCAGCGCCUUUGCUGUCUUGGAACAGAUCACCACUGCAAGAGGGGAGGUUGCUACUGUGAUGAAUUCUGCCAUGUGGUACCAGACUGCUGCCCAGACUACAGUCUCCUCUGCAACCCUGCUUCUCAGAUGACCAAGAUGGGGCUGCAGAUGGUGCUGAGGAUGGAGAACCCACCCAGCCCUGCUAGGAGCCGUCUAGACUGGGUGCAGAGCAUGGUUCAGCGGCUUCUCCAAACCGGCCUCCCAGGAAUGCCGUUCUCCAUGGCCAUAGAGGGGAUCAAGAAGAAAGCCUGACGCCGCUCCUGAGGCCCCUUCCACACACCGAGCCAGCAGGAUCCAUGGAGCAGAGGUCAUCCGUCCCCAGCGUGGCUGGCUGAGGCCAGAAUUGCUGGGCCAGGUGUGCUUGUCUCUCAGCUCGCAUCCUGUGUACUUCUGCAUUGGUUUAGCCAGAGCAAAACUGAAAUCUACAGCUGUCAUGAACACAUUUAAAUGUGUGUAGAAUCAGUGAUACAAGUUAUGAAACGUUUGGCUCACGUUUUUAUUCAUUGUUUUGUGAUGGUUGCAAUUACUAUAGCAAACAUUUCUUGAAAGUAGAAAAUAAAAACCCAGCAUCCCUUUAGCUAA
Callithrix jacchus (white-tufted-ear marmoset) is the source of this 752-nucleotide messenger RNA. RefSeq lists its product as uncharacterized. NCBI's taxonomy places the organism in Eukaryota, Metazoa, Chordata, Mammalia, Primates, Cebidae. The record is from RefSeq and is a predicted model, not a curated record.